AGAGCUGGGUGGAGAGUGGAGGCUGCUUUGGUUACAGUAUCUGGACCGGACCGCAGCGGCAGCCUGGAAUCUGUGUGUAAGCGGGACGAUGGAGGACAAAGAGAAAAGAAAGAAGGAUCCUGACGCCUCUAAAGGAGACAGGGUAACUUUGAAGAAAGAAAUCGGACUUCUGAGCGCAUGUGCCAUAAUCAUUGGAAACAUCAUUGGAUCAGGAAUCUUCAUCUCACCCAAGGGAGUAUUGGAGCAUGCAGGCUCUGUGGGACUGUCUCUCAUUGUGUGGGUGCUGGGAGGUGGCAUCUGCGCCCUUGGGUCCAUGUGCUACGCUGAGCUGGGUGUCACCAUCCCCAAGUCCGGAGGGGACUACUCCUACGUGACAGAGAUCUUUGGGGGGCUAGUGGGCUUCCUGUUGUUAUGGAGUGCAGUCCUGAUCAUGUACCCCACCACACUGGCUGUCAUCGCACUCACCUUCUCAAAUUACGUCCUACAGCCCGCCUUCCAGAACUGCCUCCCUCCGUUCCUCGCCACGCGACUGCUGGCCACCAUCUGCAUAUUAUUUCUGACCUGGGUGAACUGCUCCAGUGUGAGAUGGGCCACCAGGAUCCAGGAUGUGUUCACAGUCGGAAAACUACUGGCUCUGGUCCUCAUUAUCAUAGUGGGACUGGUGCAGAUCUGCAGAGGUUACUAUGAUGUACUGCGACCAAGUGUGGCUUUUGAGUUCAGUGGGCAGCCCUCUGUUGGAGAGAUAGCACUGGCUUUCCUCCAAGCCUCAUUUGCUUACAGUGGCUGGAAUUUCCUCAACUACGUCACAGAGGAGGUGGUGGAGCCACGCAAAAACCUGCCCCGGGCUAUCUACAUCUCCAUUCCACUGGUGACGCUGGUUUACACCAUGACAAAUAUUGCUUAUUUCUCCUCCAUGACGCCUCAGGAGCUGCUGGCCUCUAAUGCUGUGGCAGUGACAUUUGGGGAAAAGCUGCUCGGCAUGUUUUCAUGGGUUAUGCCAAUUUCUGUGGCCCUAUCCACAUUUGGAGGAAUCAAUGGAUACCUCUUUACCUCUUCCAGGUUAUGCUUCUCUGGGGCCAGAGAAGGUCAUUUGCCUUACCUGUUGGCUAUGAUCCAUCUGAAAAACUGCACUCCUAUACCUGCUCUGUUAGUCUGUUGUGCAGCCACCAUACUGAUCCUGUGCAUAGGUGAAACACACAACCUCAUCAACUAUGUGUCCUUUAUCAACUACCUGUCUUAUGGAGUAACCAUUGCUGGCCUCCUAUACCUACGAAAAACAAGACCCAAUUUGCAUCGUCCUAUAAAGGUGAGUGUGCUGAUCCCCAUUGCGUACCUGCUCUUCUGGGCCGUGCUGCUGUGCUUCAGCCUCUACUCAGAGCCUGUGGUGUGUGGUCUGGGCAUGGUCAUCAUGCUGACCGGGGUCCCUGUCUACUUCCUGGGAGUUCACUGGAAAAACAAACCAAAAUGGAUUUACACAGCAGUUGAGAAAGUGACGUAUGUGGGCCAAAAGAUUUGUUAUGUCGUAUUUCCUCAGGAAGACCCCUUAGAGACUGAACCCCUCACUUCCUCUAAAGGGGAUUGAGCGCUGUACAAUUUGACCUUUGCUUCCACUUUUUGGACAAUCUCUCCUUUUAUAGAUAAACUAGUGUAUCCUCUCUUUGAUGGAAGCAGUAGUGAAGCAGCCUAUGAAGAAAGGGUACUUUGAAGUAUUUGUAUCAAGCUGUCGCCACACCAGCAUGCCAACUGUAUUUUUUAUUUUUUACUGCCACAACCUCUCAAAGAACUAUCUGCUGUUUUCCAGGUUCACUCCUAUGAUUCCCUUUUAUGACUUUUAACUUGGGUUUGACCUGGGCUAAUGUGCCUUAUUAGAUAUCUAUGUUGCUAUGAUGUCCUGGGUCGUGCGGGUAUUUUGCAAGCCAUUUCUGCACAUAACACUACCUUUCUAUUAUGGUUGCUACCUUAUGCUGUUCUUUGCUAAUGACUUUGUAAUUAAUGUGCAUUUGCUUGUCCAUUACUUCUUAUUUAGCUUUUUUCCUUUCUCCUCUUCAAAUAUGCAAGGUGCCUUCUUAAAGAUCUGACAGUUUUCUCGAAAGUAUUCAAAGUGGUGAAAGAAUGAAGGCAUGUUGCUGCUUGUUAUUCUGGGGAACUUAAGCGCUGUUUUACAAAUACCUGGAAGGUGAUUCGUUGUUAUUAAGUAGAAUCCUACUUAAUAAAUCCCUGUGCUUAACUUAUCUGGAAAGAUAAGAUCCAUAAUCUAAGUAAUUUUGGAAGGGUAUUGUACAAGUUAACGCCCUUGAUACUAUGUGUGCUUGAAGUGUUUGCUAGUUUUUAGUGCCCAACCUCAUUUUUAUCUCAGGCAACCUUACUUGAUAUAAUAUUGUUUAGUGCCUUAUAUUUAACAUAUGCAAUAAUGCAAACAUCUACAGUUGACUAUUCAAAAAUGCAUUCAGUUUAUGUAAGAUUAAGAGUUUAAGGUGACCUGUUUAUUCUUAUACCAAUCUAACAUAAAGAAAUGACACAAUCUGCUGUCUGAAAGUAAGGAGCUGAUAUCAGUUAUUGCUUAAUAUUCUAAUUAUUGCCAAUUCUGUCAACAGUUAACACGAACAAGCAAUCAGAGCCACAAUGGCUGAAUCAUACUGACUGGGACCUAACUGCUUAUGUGCGUAGGCCAUGACUGCUGUUCCUUGUGUAAACCACUUUUGCUACUAAGUAUUCACUGAAAAACUUCAAACAAAUGCGACAACUCUAUAUUUGCCAUCUGUUAAGUGCUUUUAUAAAGAAAUAUAUAUUAACCUUUCUUGCUAACGAAUGUUAUCUCAGCUGAUGUCUCUUUAGUGCUUGCAUGAAUAAAAUAUAUAUUGUUUUAUAACAGGUAAUAUAUUGAAAGGAAGAUUUUUUUUUUGUCAAGAAGCUACAUUAUUCUCUUGGUCUGCUGCUGGAGUUUAUUUUUGUAAAAAGAUGCACACAGUACUAUCUGUGUCCCCAGGUACCUCAAUCUACACCAGAUUGUAAAUAAACUGUACAGAGAACUAAGAACUACAUUCCUCUGUAUUUUGUGAUAUCUGUACAUACUGGAUAACAAUACAGUAGUUGAAGGUAAUAAAAACUCAAUUUCAACA
This is a messenger RNA of Boleophthalmus pectinirostris (great blue-spotted mudskipper), 3119 nucleotides long. It is a transcript of the gene slc7a10a, whose product is annotated as solute carrier family 7 member 10a. The record is from RefSeq and is a predicted model, not a curated record. Gene Ontology annotation, molecular function: neutral L-amino acid transmembrane transporter activity; L-amino acid transmembrane transporter activity. Gene Ontology annotation, biological process: D-serine transmembrane transport; amino acid transmembrane transport; D-alanine transmembrane transport. Lineage: Eukaryota; Metazoa; Chordata; Actinopteri; Gobiiformes; Gobiidae. Bases 89 to 1582 code for a protein of 497 amino acids. Gene Ontology annotation, cellular component: membrane. The transcript is spliced from 11 exons.